Archocentrus centrarchus (flier cichlid) is the source of this 1332-nucleotide messenger RNA. It is a transcript of the gene sstr5, whose product is annotated as somatostatin-like receptor F_48D10.1. The transcript has 5 exons. The record is from RefSeq and is a predicted model, not a curated record. Bases 1 to 1332 code for a protein of 443 amino acids. Gene Ontology annotation, molecular function: somatostatin receptor activity; neuropeptide binding. Gene Ontology annotation, cellular component: plasma membrane; neuron projection. NCBI's taxonomy places the organism in Eukaryota, Metazoa, Chordata, Actinopteri, Cichliformes, Cichlidae. Gene Ontology annotation, biological process: cellular response to glucocorticoid stimulus; neuropeptide signaling pathway; regulation of insulin secretion.
AUGGAGCAAGAAGACCAGAACCUCUGGUAUUCCUUUUCAUCCGACCUCAACUCCUCUACAGCCUCACCUAUCCUCUUUUCGCAUCCUCGCCUCUUCAACGUCUCCUCCAACCUGUCCACUCAGAGUGUCCCCUUUCAGGGCAGCAGCACUCUGAUGACAGCAGUCAUUUCCCUCACAGUCUUUAUGGUGGGUCUGACCGGCAACACUCUGGCCAUUUAUGUGGUGCUGCGCUAUGCCAAAAUGAAAACAGUCACCAAUAUCUACAUCCUGAACCUGGCUGUGGCCGAUGAGCUCUACAUCGUCGGGCUCCCCUUCCUCACCACACAGAAUGUACUCUCCUACUGGCCCUUUGGCUCCUUCCUGUGCCGCGUGGUUAUGACUGCAGACUCCAUGAACCAGUUUACGUCUAUCUUCUGUCUCACAGUAAUGUCCAUCGACCGUUACCUGGCUGUGGUUCAUCCAAUCCGCAGCACCAAGUGGAGACACCCCCGCGUGGCGAAGGUGGUGAGCGCAGCGGUUUGGGCCGUUUCCUUUGUGGUGGUCCUUCCAGUGGUCAUCUUCUCUGACGUGCAGGAUACAUUUAACUCCUGCAACAUGAUCUGGCCAGAGCCAAAGGACGUGUGGUCAACAGCCUUCAUUCUCUACACUGCUACAGUGGGCUUCUUUGGACCGCUGCUCAUCAUUUGCCUCUGUUACCUUCUUAUUGUCAUCAAGGUGAAGUCCUCUGGGGCGCGCGUUGGGUUCUCUAAACGCCGACGUUCAGAGCGCAAAGUGACACGGAUGGUGGUGGUGAUUGUGGUGGUGUUUGUGCUCUGCUGGCUGCCGUUCUUCAUCAUCAAUAUGGUCAAUCUGGUGGUCAUCAUCCCAGAGUCCAGCGCCACUGCUGGCAUCUACUUCUUUGCAGUCAUCCUGUCUUAUGCCAACUCCUGUGCCAACCCGUUUCUCUACGGCUUCCUAUCAGACAACUUCAAACAGAGUUUCAGAAAAGUGCUGUGUGUGAGGACUAUGAGGUGCGCCGCCAAUGGUGUAGAUGACGGUGACCCCAGUGCCCCGCGCACAGAGAAAACCACAGCACAAGACUGCAUCCUGCUGUCCCCACGUAACCAGGCCUAUCAUGAUCCUCAGAGCAGCCAGAUCUCACCUCACCCUCCGGGCUCACCAACUCACACUGCAGCAGACUUGCACCGCUCCACCCCUACAUGUAAGUUUCAAUCCGCUUGCCCAGGAAUGGGACCGACCGCAACUGCAGCAGCCUCAAUGCUAAGCUCUGCCAUAACUGCAGCUGACCCUCCCACAAUCACUGCCCUGACCACCAACUCUUCCUCUGCUUGA